Messenger RNA from Folsomia candida, 1050 nucleotides. Its product is annotated as cuticle protein 2. Gene Ontology annotation, molecular function: structural constituent of chitin-based larval cuticle. Gene Ontology annotation, cellular component: chitin-based extracellular matrix. The transcript has 4 exons. Bases 143 to 865 code for a protein of 240 amino acids. The record is from RefSeq and is a predicted model, not a curated record. Lineage: Eukaryota; Metazoa; Arthropoda; Collembola; Entomobryomorpha; Isotomidae.
UGCGAUGUGAUGUGAUGAGAUGAUGGGCCUUGCCCUCCUAUAAAUAAGAUGCUUCCCUGCUGGAAGACCAUCAUUCAAUCGUCCGCUGGAGUGUAAAGUAGUUGACCGUUUUCUCAGUCUUCUUCUCCCUCAACUUCACAUCAUGAACCGUAUCGUAAUCCUCCUCGCCGUCGUGGUGGCUGCAUCCGCUCAACGCGGUGGAGUCGACCCAAAGAACGCCGCCAUUUUGGCGGAAGCUCGCUAUCUUUCCGGAGACGGUAGUUUUGGCGCAGCUUACGUGCAAGAGGAUCAAACCGAGUUCAAGGAAGAGACUGGAACGAACGGAGAGCGAAAGGGGCAAUAUUCUUACGUCGACAGGGACGGCAAGAAGUUCACCGUGCACUACACCGCCGGAAAGAAUGGGUUCCAAGUUAGUGGCGAUCAUCUCCCGAAAGCCCCAGCUGCCGACCCCAUUCACACGCAACGAGCCCCAGCCGCCCCACAAUACAACACUCAGCCACAGUACAACGCUAUUCCACACCAGCCAGCCCCCCAACAGAACUAUGCUCGAGGGGGUGCUGAUGACGAUGGUCAAUACCGACCAGAGCUCCACGAGGCUCCAUACCAAUACCGGGAGGGCAGCAGCAACAACAAUGGACAACAAUACCAACAAGCCCAGUACAACCCAGCUCCCCAACAACAAGCCCGACCAGCCCCACAACAAUUCAGCCAAGGCUUCAACUACCAAAAUCAAGGGUUCUCCAACAACUAUCAGCAACCCAUCCAGACCACGACCCCACAACCCACGCGCUUCUUCCCCCCUGGCAAAUUGGACCUCAACCGAACCCCGGACGGUUUCAACUAUCAAUUCCAAUCUAGACAGUAAAUUUCUAGUAAAUGUUUUAGCAAAUUUUAUAUUAAUUUAAAACUUUCUUCUUCUCCCAAUUUGGAAAUUUUCUUCAAAAAAUUUACAUCUUUCUUAUACCCACGCUUUAUUAUGGAACUUUUGUAUACAAUUUUACAGAAAAAGGAGAAAAAAUACAAAAAUAAAUGAGCUACUUUUUUAUAAAA